This is a messenger RNA of Populus nigra (black poplar), 1289 nucleotides long. Its product is annotated as putative F-box protein At1g19160. The transcript has 2 exons. The coding region runs from base 1 to 1230 and encodes 409 amino acids. The record is from RefSeq and is a predicted model, not a curated record. NCBI's taxonomy places the organism in Eukaryota, Viridiplantae, Streptophyta, Magnoliopsida, Malpighiales, Salicaceae.
AUGGGCAACAGCAUUAGCCAGAUGAGAACAGCGUCGUCGUCCUCACGAAAAUCCAUUAAUAUUAAUCGCCGGCAGAUUCCGGACGACGUGAUUCUUGAUAUCCUUACAAGACUCCCCGCUAAAUCCGUUGUACGAUUCAGUUCGGGAAUAACCCAACAUGCUCUCCUUCUUUCCUACCCUGAUCCCUCAUCCUCAUCAACAUCUUUCUCUUUUUUCGAACGCAAACAUGGGUUUCGCAACCUUCAAAUCUCCAAUGUCGACCAACAAUGUACUCACCUUUCUGAAAUCAUUAGAGGCAUUCUCUGCAUACAUUAUCGCAGAAGCCAUCGUGUUGACAUAUGUAAUAUCACCACUCAAGAGACUACAACACUUCCACAGAGUACAAAUAUACCAAUUAGGUCGGGUGAUGGUGUUGAUUUCGAUAUUGUUUAUGAACCUCGAUAUUGUUUCGGUUUCAAUUCCUCUACAAGGGAUUACAAAGUGCUUAAUAUUUGUAGCAUCACUAGAUACAAAUUGCAAGUCAAUCCUAACAAUGGGUUGUCCACUCGGGAAGUUAGCCAGAGAACUGUGGAGUUCGAGAUUUUCACUAUAGGCUGCGACAGAGGCGCGGGUUCAUGGAGAAAACUUGAUCCUGGCUACCCUUAUGAUCAAGAACUUCAUGGUCUAUCAAGUGAAAGUGUCUGCGCUGAUGGAGUUAUACAUUGGAGGCAUAGAUUUUUUGACCAGGAAAUUUUGCUCGCAUUCGACCUUAAACAAGAGAAGUUCCAAAUCAUCCAAGUCCCAAAAGAAGCAUUAGAAUUUCAUCUCAUGAAACAAGUCAAAGGAUGUCUAGUGCUAAUGGGUCAUGUAAUUAGUGGUUAUAAUCGGAAUAAAAUUGUUCUGUGGAUACUAGAGGAUCGACUUAACCAAAUCUGGAUGAAGGAGAACGUUGUUUUCCCCUCACAUAGCCCAUGUCUGUGGCCUGUUGGCAGUUUCAAGACGGGGCUGAUUUUGCUUGCGCAACAUGGAUACGCAGAUCCGGCUGCAUGGGCGGCAUACUAUUGUGACCUUGAGACAAAGAAUUUAUGCAUGAUUCAAGUCCCCGAGCUGAAGUCAGUUAAACUUCCUUGCGGUGAAGCUGGAAAACCUUCUGAUGUUGUACUUGCAGAGCAUGCUGAGAAUCUUUUGUCACUAACAAGUAACGUGUACUCAAGCAUGCAAGAAGAAAAGGUUAAGCAAUUUGCAGGAUAAUUCUUUUGAACUACGCUUUGCUUGAGAGUUUUUAUGUAAGAUUCAUUCUGUGCUUCACC